This is a messenger RNA of Hermetia illucens (black soldier fly), 7286 nucleotides long. RefSeq lists its product as uncharacterized. Gene Ontology annotation, cellular component: cytoplasm; RZZ complex; kinetochore microtubule. Gene Ontology annotation, biological process: protein localization to kinetochore involved in kinetochore assembly; mitotic spindle assembly checkpoint signaling; mitotic sister chromatid segregation. The record is from RefSeq and is a predicted model, not a curated record. The coding region runs from base 232 to 6327 and encodes 2031 amino acids. The transcript is spliced from 28 exons. Lineage: Eukaryota; Metazoa; Arthropoda; Insecta; Diptera; Stratiomyidae. Gene Ontology annotation, molecular function: small GTPase binding.
UUUGUUUACAAACUUCCCCAACAUUUGCGCUCUGCAAUGUCGACAGCGUUGACAAUCAGCUGCAAGUGUUCAACAGUUCAGUGUCGCCAUCGAAACUCAGGCCGUUCAGGUGGCGCGCUAGUCUUCAAGGGGCGCCUUUGCAACGAAGUCUGUCAGUUUGCAUUUCAAAAUACAUCUGAAUUUGGGUCUCGAAACUAUUUCUGAAGGGCGGAUAAACUAAUCGUGGGAAUAAUGUGGAAGAAUUUUAUACCAAACUCUACCGAUGAGGAGACAGUGAACAACGCGUUUUGCACAAAUGGGUUGUUUAAAAUAUCGAGUGAAAGCGAAGUAACUGUCUACCCUCGGGUACGAUCGCAAAUCCAGAAUGGGAAACUACUUCUAUGUGUCGAUAGCAGCAUUAUUUUACUGGAAGACGAAAAUGUUAUGGCAUGCAAUUUCCUUACUUUUGGAGCACUGAUUGAUUCGCUGGCGGUUUCUAAUUCGGGAAAUGUUAUCAUUUGUGCUUUAGCUGAUGGAAAUAUCCAUGGUAUAUAUGUGAAAGGAAUACCUAUAUUUAAUUUGUGCGUAAGUGGAGAGGAUUUGAGUGAAGGCGGAACAUUCGCGGGUAUUCAUCAAGUGGAGGACUCCUUUUAUAUUAUGUGUCGAAAUGGGAGUAUAUACAGACUAUUUAAUAUCGACGAGAAGCUCCUAGAAACGUAUUCUGAAGAUACAGUUUGUGAGAACGAAUCCAGGCUCUAUAAUGAAAGUUUCCUGAAAAACACUAUGCUGGAGAAAGUUUCCGCACCGAAAUUUUGCAGUGUGGUAUCAUCCUUUUGUUUUAUGUGUACACAAGAAGCAAAUGAAACGGAAGAUAGUGGUCCCCAGUCGAUAUUGGGCAAUGAACGGUUUUUAUAUUUUCAAGACUCAAAAGAGUAUCUGCAAUUGCCAAUUCCAACAUCUUUAGAAGGAAUGAAAAUGCUGUAUAAUUUGGAACAUAUGAUAAUCGGGCUAAGUCACAGCGGUCAUAUAUUUGAAAUUUGUCCCUAUACGAAAAUGCUACUCCAUCCAUUCACUGAAAAUUUAGAUUAUCUGAUUGAUGAGUUCAUAGUGCUCGAAAAUAAUGAAGACAUAAUUGAACUUUUGCUACUAACAAAGCCGGAGCAGCUAGGAACCCGUUUUAUGAAGAUUGUAGAAUUCCCUUCUAUGACUUGUAAGAACGAGCUCUCUAUGCCACAGCAUACAUGGCUGGUGCAGCAACCAAAAACCGCAGUCAAUAUCUAUUACCUGUCAGGUGACGAUUUCAAUGAGUUUGAUCUACCUCAAGAAAUCGAAAUGAAAAUCAUGUGCGAAACGCAGCCGCAAGAAAGGCUCAAAAAGUUAAUUUGUAAAGGUCGGCUGGACGAAGCCGAGCAAUUUGGGAGGCAGUUCAAUUUAAAUUUGCAGCCAAUCUGUGAAGCAAAAGCGAAACGUAAACUAUUGGAAAUAUCCCUUUUGGAUGAAAAUCAGUAUGAUGAGAUCAAUAGAAAAUUUGCUGAAUUCUUGGAAAUUUGCAAAACCGUGGAAAGCAACGAAUUUGUUCUGAGUAUUCGUGACUCUGAAAUACCGAGUCGUAGUAUAAUGGAGAAAUUUCUACAAGAAAUAUUGUCACGGCUUAAAGAUGAAAAAUAUCACCAAAAUAUCCUUCAUAUUAAAGAACAGCUAUUGCGUCUCGAGACGCUUAACAUAAUUGAUCCAUAUGAAACGAAUAUGCAAUGGCAAAAGUUUGUACAUCAUCCAAAUAUCGCUAAAGUUUGCGUGUUAUUAUUCAAAACGGACAUGCUUAGCGCUUGUAUAGUUUGGAAGCGGCAUGCGGCUUGUAUCGUGCCAUUUCUCGACGUUGAUAGUAUUUUGAAGUUAUUGAAUGCCAUUCCACAGUCAACUGAAGCCUUCUUCGUAAUUCAGUGGCUCCGUUACUUUAUCCCUAGCGUGUUAACAACUCAUCCUGCUGCUAUGUCUUACCUAGUAGAGUGGAGUUUACAAAAAACAAGAUCGCUUCAAUUCUCUAACCAUUGGCCUGAAGUUGGUUUAGAGUUUUCUACCAAGAUACUGGGUAUCUUCGAAGAUGUCGAGUUUUUAUAUUCAGAUUUUCGUCGUCAAUACGAUUUCAAUAUCGACAAGUUGAAAGCUAUUGUGAACGCUUUGCAGGAUUUAUCUGUACUUAAGAAGAGCUAUAAUCUCAUUUUGACUUUGGAUAGCUACGUCAAGGAUACAAUGGACGAUACGGCACUUCGUAUUCUUCAAGGAGUUCAACUGAGCAAUUUGAAACGGGUCACAUCGGACUUUCUCUGCCCUAUUUAUUCGGAGAAAGGGAAAACUCCAGUCAUUGCCAUCAAGAAGUACAUCAACUUCCUCGUUUCAAACCGGAAGAAAAAUACUCUUUGGUUAGAACGAGCUGUUGUUUCAAUUAGCAUGCUUCACGACGAAGAAGAGAAACUUGCCAGCGCUCUUCUAGUAUUGAAGAACUCUCCAGUGCCAUGGCCAGAUUCAGUCAGUCCACUAGUGAAACUUGGUAACUCGAGUCAUCCACUGGCUGCAGAAAUUCAAACACAAUACGACCUACAAACAAUUAAAAUAUUGAAAGCGAAAUAUGGUUGGCCUCUCGAUUCCCCUGAUGACCACAUGAAGUUGGUGUUUCGGAUCAUUAAACUUGGCCAUCCGGAAAUGAUUAACGAUAUCAAUGACUUGGCAAAAGUGUGUCCUGAGAUAAGCAGUAGUGCCAAUUUUUACUGUUGCUAUGAAUUAGCUAGAAAGGGUCAAGUGAAUAAUGCUGCACAGUUUCUACAUAACAUUGAUAAAAAGCAGCGCACUGAGUGCUACGACAAAAUUACGAAUAUCUUCACAGCAAUAUUUUCAGAUCCAAUCGAUGAUUCAAAGGACUACGAUAACUUAUUCGAAUUUUUGAAAGUUAUCACUCCAGAUGGUAGCAAAUAUAACCGCGAAAUGCUCUUGAACUUACAGCAUUUGCAUCUGCUACGAAAAAACUUCGACCUAAAAGUUUCGCCCGAGAAUCUAACUUGUAAACUAAGCCGUAUAGAAAUACUUUCGACAGGAGUAGAUUCUAUUAUGAAAAAAUUGAAAGAAUGCCAGACAAAUAUUGUACACUUUAUGUGGACUCAUGUUACAGAACUAUCAAUUUUGUUGAAUGUCGAAAAAAUGCUCGGUGUUUUAAAACUAGCAAGGAAAAUUAAUAAGCUUGAAGUUUCAUGUGCCCUAGCUUAUUAUGCGCUUAAUGUGGAAGAAGUUUCACGAGCAAACUAUGAAUUUUAUGUGGAUUUUGCGGCUCUGCUUAUAUGCCAGCACAUUGAAGCUGUGUCAAAAGAAGAAAAUUUUUCAACUGAUCCCCUGGCAUACGCACUUGCCUAUAAGCUCCUAGUUGAGGGAUUAAAGUUUGGUAAACUCAUCCAAUUGGAGAUAAUCCAUUUUCUAAACUGGAUUCGAAUCGGUUAUGAAAACUAUGCACUUUCUGCUAUACCUGAUUACUAUGGAGACAUUGACAUCAUCGACAAAAGGAUUGUAGACAGAUUGCAAAGACCAGCCACCACACCAGGACAAAAUGGAGUACCUAGCAAAAAUGUAUGCGAGGCAAUUUGCGUUUUCGAUAAAAUUUCUGAAAUACCAGAAACUGUAAAAUACACAAAUGACCCGACUCCGAUUAUCAGAUGUGUGUCAAUGGCGCUGCUUGCCUUAUUAAAAACAAACCUCGAAAACUUGCCAUUUCGUUUAAAUUUAUUUAUUAAUCCAGAUAUCGAAAUCAGUGCAGAUGAGGUUAGAACUACUUUCCUGAAAUACCUGGAACAUUUGGUGAAAUGUAAACAGCACAGCAGUUGGUAUUCGAUCGUUCAGUGUACAUUGAAAUACCAAACGACAGACCCCAUAAUACCAAAGAAAAUGAUAGUUAUAAAUAAAAUGAAAUUAUACAAAUUUUCUUUAUCGCAAAAGGAACCGAAUUUUAUUGAUUUAUUCUCAAAAUUGUUGGCAGAUUCCAAUCCAGAAGCCUGCCUUAAAUAUUUGGAAAAUGAACUGAAAACAGGCCAGCCUAAGUUAAAUUAUCUUAUCCUUGCUGAAAUGUAUCACACACACAUGGGAGAUAAUGAUAAAAUUUCUUCAGACAGAGAGCAACGAAUGAAAUACUUCUACUACACUGAGUUAGUUAAACACGAUUCAGCAUUGAAAUGUAAGGAAUUCAUUUCAAUCUCUAUGCUUAUGAAGGAGCUUAAAAAUAAAGUAUUAGAUGUUUCACUUUUGAAAAGAAUGAGUUACGAUUUUGAUUGGGAUUACCAACAAGUUCUCGUAUCACAAAUUAUAUCUCUGCUAAGUAUGCAGGAGCCUUCGUACGAAAUCAAAACCGAUGCCUUCGAGAAAGAGCAGAUUACGAUGAAAACAUCUGCUGACCAAAUUCGGGACAUGUGUCAACCUUACAUUAAAGAGAUUACGCAGACUGGACACCUUGCAUCACAGUUAUUGAAUUUCAUUACGGAGAUAAAUUUCUAUUUUUACGAACUGUAUUUAUGUGUCAUUGAUAUUUUAACAUACAUAAAUUCGUUACCGAAAGAAAUGGAAUUGUGGGCGAACAUGCUACUGUUCUUGAAGCACAAAAUGGUUACUAAGCGUCGCAAUCGCGCAGGGCAGAUAGAAAUGGACUGGUGGUUGAAAUCGCAGCCGGAUAUAGGAGUAUUACCAAAAAUUGCAAAGUAUCGUUUUCCGUUCAUGCCACUCGUGCAGGAGCCACUAAAGAAUAUAUUAGAUUGUGAGGUGAAUGUGGAUAAUUGCGAAAGUUGGUUUCCGUUGAUUAAAUUGCAUACAGUAAAUCAAGGAAAAAGAACACAUAAUGAAAUUGUGCAAGAACAGGAGUACUUUUGCAUGUCGGCUGUGAAAAAUUCGAUAUCCGAAUAUAAGCAACAAGACGAGGAAACCGAUACGGACGUCUGGCAUUUGCAACCAAUCAAUAAUGCUUUUCUACAAUCGAUCCUCCGCCUAACGCGUCAUAUGACAAACGCAUCAAAAACACUCUUUAUUCUGUAUUAUGUGACGAACCAUGCACCCGAUGGAGCCGAUCAGGUUGAAGCUGCAGCUGAAUGCUAUAAAUUUGCAGUACAAAACGAAAAAAGCCUGUCUGAAAAUAAGAAAGCGGAUGAGACAGUAAAAAAGAUAAAACGAAAAUAUCCAUUAAUCAAAACCCAACAUUUGCUGCACACAUAUGGAUUGAUCGAUGAUAAGUUGUUGCAAUUAGCCGAAAAUCCGAAGGAACUAAUAUUUAUGCUAUAUCACCACGAAUCGAUUUUAAAAACGCCAAAGGCAGACAUAAAUAAUCUGGUCAUGGAAAUAUCAAAGCUACACAACUUGGACUGCCAUUUGAUGCAAGUCGCAGUGCUGCAAAAUUGGGUGACCUGUACAAAUUCGGGCGAUUCUAUUGAUGGGGAGGAAACAUUUUAUGAAGAUUUGAAUAUGUCCAUGAAUAACAUAGAUACAGUCAAUGAUGAACACAUUAUAAGAGCUCAUUAUAUUUUGAGUAGUUGGGAAACGUCGAAAGCUAUUGAAUUUCUAAUAAGGCAUAUGUUUCCAGUAGAGGGUCCCACAAAUACUGCUAAGCAACUGCAAAUUUUCGAAUGCUUUUCAAAGCUCAUAGGCGAUUCAACUGCAUCCUACAUGAAUAUAGUCAGCCAGAAACAAUACGUCAUUUUGAAAUGCGUCCAUUAUCUCAAACAGCUCGGCUAUAAUAUCACAGUUGAAAAGUUUGCGGAAUAUGAUAAGCUGAAUAUAUUGAAGAAAAUUUGGCAAACUCACGCAAAUAAUUCACUAGCUCUUGAAGCAAUCUCAUAUAUAUGUAUGGGCCACAAAAUCUUCAUACCAACAAUAUGGAACGGGGUACUGAAACAGAUGGUCAAUUUAAAUAUGGUUUCUAAGUUAAAUGCGUUAGUCGACGUUUUAUCUUGUGAGCCAUCUUUACUGUACACGGAAGGAUUAGCGGCAGCAUGGGAAUGCGUACUACGUGCUCCAUUCAAAAACGCCAAUCAAUCAAGGUCAUAUGAGCAGGAAAACAUUUUAACCAAAAAUCUAUGCAGAAUUCAGGCUUGUCCCUUAGUUAAACAACUGAAUCUCAUAGCAUUCACAGAAGAUUGUAUUAGGCUGGAUCGCCUUCAUAUGGCUGCAAUUUUUGUAGCGCUUGCCAACAAAAAACAGAAGGAAUUAAUUAUCCCGCUAAUUAAUCAACAAAAAAAAGAACAUUUGAAGCAGGAGAUCAUAGAUUUAGAGGAAGCUGGUAUUUCGCCGACAAUAAUUAAUUUUUCUCUGCGAGAACUGAAGUUAUAGACUAUCGUAUGUUAAGAUUUUGUUUAAAAAAAUAAAGCGUUUGUGUACUUAGAAGCCUGUUAUCUGGGAUUAUUCGCUGAAACUAUAAUCAAUAUAAUCAAAAACUGGCCCAAUUCCCGUUGUUGAAUCUAACCUGAGCUGCAUCCAAUAGUUAAAUCAUGAUCAUACUUUCCAUUCUUGUGUUCUUUGACGUGCCUUGUUUUGUUUUGAGAACAGGAGGAGGAGGAAAAGUUAAUCUGAAGACCAGAAUUGAGUGGAUGUUGUUCGAGCUACUCACUAGGCUAUGCUUCGAUAUGGGAGAUGGAAUUCACAUUGACACUCACAACCUUAAAGCGCUGUGCUGCUGCUGUGUCCAAUUAAUUAGAGGAGUGAACAACAUUUUCUAAAAACAAACAUUUUGUGUUUUUUAACAAUAAACAAAAAACAAGCAGGUUUAGCAAUAGUGUCUUCCCAUGAAAUCUAGAGCAAUUUGGAAAUGAAAAGCGCUCUGUUAUUUAAAAACUUGAAGUUCACUUUCUGAAUUUAGUAGAAGUAUCUGACUGAUCAUCGUCUGGUAGACGGAGAUUAUUUGGCGGAUGCUCAUAUGCAAGGGUUUCGUUGUUGUUAAAGGGGGUUUCAGGGGGUAAAGUAUUGGGUUAAUUGGGUUAAACUAUUGCGAUCAUUAUUGUGUUGAAAGUAAUGUCUCAUCUGACGACUUUGUAUCGCUAAGUUGAUUUUUAUUGGAAGUUUACUUUUAGUUAAGAUUAUUAAGGUUUACUUUUAGUUAAGGUUGGGAACGGUAGAGUAUAUGCUUCAAAACUACAAUAUUUAUUGGUUAUUUAACCUACCAAUGGACACAUUUUGCACAGCCGCAAUUUCAAUUAAGCGUAGAUGUUUUAUUCAUUUUGUACAAGACUAAUUCAUUGACAUGUAAAGCUAAAUCAUAGAGAAUUACAUCCGAAAUAGACCUAUCACUGUAA